Molecule: messenger RNA, 5325 nt
Organism: Piliocolobus tephrosceles (Ugandan red Colobus)
Lineage: Eukaryota; Metazoa; Chordata; Mammalia; Primates; Cercopithecidae
Gene: MAPK8IP1
Product: mitogen-activated protein kinase 8 interacting protein 1
Exons: 12
Coding region: 2471-4606 (711 amino acids)
Biological process (GO): regulation of JNK cascade; JNK cascade
Cellular component (GO): cytoplasm
Molecular function (GO): JUN kinase binding; MAP kinase scaffold activity
Source: RefSeq, a predicted model, not a curated record
GCAGACUGGGGCAGCUUGGUCAAGAGUUGGUCCAGAGCUUGGUCAAGAGUUGGGGGUCAGCUGGCCAGAAUAGUACAGAGCACUCUGGGCCCAGAGUGAGGGUCCUGAGUGCCAUCCUGCAGUGCCACCCAGCCUUGCAGCAGCCCACUUAAACACCCCCAGGCUGGGGGUCAGUCAGUGCAGGGCCUUCUCCAGGCCCUCAAUCCAUCCUUUAAUUCAGUGCAGCCACUUAAGCUGCAGCUCACGGGUGAGCUGUGAUGUGAGUAGGGGAUGCAGGCUCUCUGGCUGUGACUAGGUGGUUGAGAUCUGCCCACAGCCAAGCUUAGGGUGCCUGGAUGCUGGCUUUGUCUCCUGCCCCCCUAGCCAGAGAAUGGCACUUUUCUGUGCAGUGUGCUCUGCUUCCAUGCUAGGGGAUGCUAGCCUUGGACUGAAGGCUUUAUUAGCUCACACCCCAACUUUGUGGGAAGGGGUCCAGGCAAAGGCCAAGAAUAUCACAGUCUGGCCUGCACAGAGUGAGAAAGGAGGAAAGGGGAGGAACCUGCCUUGGGGACUUGUCUCGUUCUUGGCUCUGCUCUGAAGCUCCUGCUGGCCUCCUUCCUACCAAGACCUGGGCCUGCCUUUCCCUCUUGCCCUUCUCCUGGCUUCUCUCUAAUAAUGGCUUUGGGUUGACCUUUGGAUCUAAGAUACCUUUGUCUUGAGCAAAAAGUUCUGGAAGAGGGAGUUGUCCUUUACAUACACCCCUGACCUGCUGAGAAUGUUCCGUAGCUGAGGCAAGUCCACAUUCUAAGGAACUAUUAGUAGCCGUGAUGGCAGGACUACUUUCCUGAGAGGAAAAGCCAGGUACCAUGGCAGCAGGUGGUUACCGUGAGGGCCCAGUGAAAGGGGCCUGAGCCGAAAGCUGAGAAAGUAGUGGCCACCCCUCUGGGCCCCAGGGGUAGGGAAAAGAGAAGCAGCCAUGACCUUUGGCUCUGGGUACUGGGAUAUUCUCAAGGCUGGAGGUUGGGGGUUGCCUACGGCAGGGCAGGUGCCUCCAACUCCUUACUAGGUGCUGCACUGAAGGAAAGGGGCCAGCAUGACUGGUCAGCAGUCUAGAUUUGCAAAUAGGACUCCACGAGUUGUGGCACAGUGUGCACGUUUUCUGCCCUGUCCUGCCCUGGGGACAGGGUCUCCAGGGUUCUCUUGAGGGACCAGAGAAGCCAAUGAGGUUUGGCCAGAGGCUCUAUGACCCACCAAAGCUAGGGCCCUAGCCUUGGCAGUCCAUACUCUGUGAAAUAACUCAAUCGGGAAACACAGGGCAUUGAAGGCCUGGAAGUCCAGGCUUAACACCCUCUCAGGGGAGAGACAAUGAGGAAGAAACCAUGGCCAAAGACUAGCAGGGAUGGAGGUGCCAGAGGGAACAGAAACAACCAAAAUGAUCCCAAGAAGUUAAUAGUGGGAGGAGAGGGAAAGGCCCCAAGUCUUAGAAUGUGUGUUUGUGGGUGCAGAAGAGGGGUGCUCUGCAAGAAAUGGAAGUUGAGGCGCUAAGAAGGAGAACGCUGGGAAGGUCGUGGCGAGAGACUGAGAAGCCCAGAUGGCUCAAUUCAUCACGAGUAGCUGCUUGGGGCUGAAGAGAGGUUUGGGUCAAUCUUUAGAGAGGACAGCCUCUAGGGAGAGUCUUUGGGAGGGUCCCCUCAAGGUAAAGGGACAAGACCGGGGUGAGACCUGGAUCCCAGCACAGGAGGUGGAGUGUUUCCGGGUCUCAGUGGCAACACAUUUGUGUUACAUUACAUUCUCACAACAACCAUGAGAGGGACCGUUAUUGUUCCAUUUCACAGAUGAGAAGACCAAACCUUAGUGCUCUGAAGUCACUAAUGCAAGGCCCCACUGUCCAGUCACUUGUGGAGCCAGUGAAUUCACACCACCUGACUCCAAACCUGUAGGCUCUAAGAGCCCACUGACAUCCUCUCCUUUCUCUGCCUUCCUCCAUGACCCUCCUUUUCCGCCUGCCUUCUUGGUCUCUGCUGCGGGGGGCCAACCUGGAUCUUGGGGUCCAGUGUCCUGCCAUUAGUCAUCUGAUACCCAGGCACUAAGCCCACCUGGAGGGAUAAGGCCCACACCGGCCACGGGGUGGAGGAGAGUCGGUGUCGGAUUUAGGGCGGGGCUGAGCCAAGCCCAGGGCCGCGGAGGCCGUGGCUUCAGCACCGCGGAGAGCGCCAUCUCCGGGGGUGGGGCUGGCGGGUGGGGGCGGGGCCGGGGCGGGGCGCGCGAGACCCCGGCCGGGGCCCGGGGGCGCGCGCAGGGGCGCUCUCGCCAGUCCCGCGAGCCGUGCGCGGUGCGGUGCCGCGCCCUGCCAGACACAGGUGCGCCCGCCGCGCCCGCCUAGCCUGAGCCCUGCGGCGGCGGCUGCCCCCUCGCCGCGCCUCCGCCUCCUUCGCAGCCGCCGCCUCCUCCGCGCCGCGCUCCGCCCGGAUGGCCAGGGCUGUGCCGGAGAAUGGCGGAGCGAGAAAGCGGCGGCCUGGGCGGGGGGGCCGCGUCCCCGCCCGCCGCCUCCCCGUUCCUGGGGCUGCACAUCGCGUCACCUCCCAAUUUCAGGCUCACCCACGACAUCAGCCUGGAGGAGUUUGAGGAUGAAGACCUCUCGGAGAUCACUGAUGAGUGUGGCAUCAGCUUGCAGUGCAAAGAUACCCUGUCCUUACGGCCCCCGCGCGCCGGGCUGCUCUCUGCGGGCGGCGGCGGCGCGGGGAGCCGGUUGCAGGCCGAGAUGCUGCAGAUGGACCUGAUCGACGCGGCGGAGGACACUCCCGGGGCCGAGGACGACGAGGAGGACGACGACGAGGAGCGCGCGGCCCGGCGGUCGGGAGCGGGGCCGCCCAAGGCCGAGUCCGGCCAGGAGCCAGCGUCCCGCAGCCAGGGCCAGAGCCAAGGCCAGGGCCAGGGCCCGGGCAGCGGGGACACGUACCGGCCCAAGCGGCCCACCACGCUCAACCUCUUCCCGCAGGUGCCGCGGUCUCAGGACACACUGAAUAAUAAUUCUCUGGGCAAAAAGCACAGUUGGCAGGAUCGGGUGUCUCGAUCAUCCUCACCCCUGAAGACAGGGGAGCAGACGCCGCCACAUGAACACAUCUGCCUGAGCGAUGAGCUGCCCCCCCAGAGCAGCCCCGCCCCCACCACAGACCGGGGCACCUCCACCGACAGCCCUUGCCGCCGCAGCACAGCCACCCAGAUGGCACCUCCGGGUGGUCCCCCUGCUGCCCCGCCUGGGGGUCGGGGCCACUCGCAUCGAGACCGAAUCCACUACCAGGCCGAUGUGCGACUAGAGGCCACUGAGGAGAUCUACCUGACCCCAGUGCAGAGGCCCCCAGACCCUGCAGAGCCCACGUCCGCCUUCCUGCCGCCCACUGAGAGCCGGAUGUCGGUCAGCUCCGAUCCAGACCCCGCUGCCUACCCCUCCGCGGCAGGGCGGCCACACCCCUCCAUCAGCGAAGAGGAGGAGGGCUUCGACUGCCUGUCGUCCCCCGAGCGGGCUGAGCCCCCAGGCGGAGGGUGGCGGGGGAGCCUGGGGGAGCCGCCGCCACCUCCACGGGCCUCUCUGAGCUCGGACACCAGCGCCCUGUCCUACGACUCGGUCAAGUACACGCUGGUGGUGGAUGAGCACGCACAGCUGGAGCUGGUGAGCCUGCGGCCGUGCUUCGGAGACUACAGUGACGAGAGUGACUCGGCCACCGUCUACGACAACUGUGCCUCUGUCUCCUCGCCCUAUGAGUCGGCCAUUGGAGAGGAAUAUGAGGAGGCCCCCCGGCCCCAGCCCCCUGCCUGCCUCUCCGAGGAUUCCACGCCUGACGAACCCGACGUCCAUUUCUCCAAGAAGUUCCUGAACGUCUUCAUGAGUGGCCGCUCCCGCUCCUCCAGUGCCGAGUCCUUCGGGCUGUUCUCCUGCAUCAUCAAUGGGGAGGAGCAGGAGCAGACCCACCGGGCCAUAUUCAGGUUUGUGCCUCGACAUGAAGACGAACUUGAGCUGGAAGUGGAUGACCCUCUGCUAGUGGAGCUCCAGGCUGAAGACUACUGGUACGAGGCCUACAACAUGCGCACCGGUGCCCGGGGCGUCUUUCCUGCCUAUUACGCCAUCGAGGUCACCAAGGAGCCCGAGCACAUGGCAGCCCUGGCCAAAAACAGUGACUGGGUGGACCAGUUCCGGGUGAAGUUCCUGGGCUCAGUCCAGGUUCCCUAUCACAAGGGCAAUGACGUCCUCUGUGCCGCUAUGCAAAAGAUUGCCACCACCCGCCGGCUCACCGUGCACUUUAACCCACCCUCCAGCUGCGUCCUGGAGAUCAGCGUGCGGGGUGUGAAGAUAGGCGUCAAGGCCGAUGACUCCCAGGAGGCCAAGGGAAAUAAAUGUAGCCACUUUUUCCAGUUAAAAAACAUCUCUUUCUGUGGAUAUCAUCCAAAGAACAACAAGUACUUUGGGUUCAUCACCAAGCACCCCGCCGACCACCGGUUUGCCUGCCAUGUCUUUGUGUCUGAAGAUUCCACCAAAGCCCUGGCAGAGUCCGUGGGGAGAGCAUUCCAGCAGUUCUACAAGCAGUUUGUGGAGUACACCUGCCCCACAGAAGAUAUCUACCUGGAGUAGCCGCGCAGCCCCGCCCUCUGCGUCCCCCGGCCCUCGGGCCAGUGCCCGGACAGCUGGCUGCUGACAGGAUGUGGCACUGCUUGAGGAGGGGCACCUGCUACCACCAGGGGAUUAGGAAGUGGGGGCUGCUGGCCCAGGGCAGGGGAGGGUGGGGCAAUGGGGAGAGGCAAAUGCGGUUUAUUGUAAUAUAUGGGAUUAGAUUCAUCUGUGGAGGGCAGAGUGGGCUGCCUGGGGAUUGGAAGGGGCAGGGCUUGGGGGGCAGGCCUCUGGCAGAGAAGGACGUCCGUUCCAGGAGCACACGGCCCUGCCCCAUCCUGGGCCUUACCUCCCCUGCCAGGGCUCGGGCGCUCUGGCUCCUGCCUUGAUGAAGCCUGUGCCACCUGCAAGUGCCCACCCUGCCCCGCCCCAACCCCCACCGAAGAGCCCUGAGCUCAGGCUGAGCCCAGCCACCUCCCAAGGACUUUCCAGUGAGGAAAUGGCAACACGUGGAGGUGAAGACCCUGUUCUCAGCUCCGUCAUUUGCGGGACUUUGGGUGGCUCCUGCCACUGACCUCACCGGCAUGCUGGCCUGUGGCAGGCCUAGGACCUCAGUGGGGAGGAGGAGCUGCCGCAAGGCCCUGUCCCAGCAGGAGAGGGAGGCUUCCUGACUGACACAGGCCAGCCCCAUCUCGGUCCUGUCACCCUGGCCCCAACUAUUAAAGUGCCAUUUCCUGUCUGGA